GUAUCCGGAACAACACGUCGCCUUCUGGUAUCAGUGCGCGUGGCCUCCGUUAACUUCGCGCGUUUUUUAGAAGAAAUGACGCAGAAUAAGUUAAUGUAAGGUUUGUGAUCCAUCGAGAGAGAUUUUAAAGCCGCAGUGUGAAUAUAGUGCGCGCAGUGUGCGGAACUAUAGUGCACAGCGGACGGAUGCCGCUGGCUGUUGUUUGUCUCUUCCUUAUGUGGAGCGGAGUGAUUUGGGGGCCGGGUCUCAUUACUGUACAACAACUUUAUAACUUUAUCCGGUCGUUGUGCGGAUUCAAGCUGAUGGACCGGUUCUGGUUCUGUCGGACGUCCUCCGGCUGCUCCGCCUCAACCUCCGCUGGUUCGCCGACUUUGUGCUGGACACAACGGCUUAGUGGUUGCUAACGUAACCGCUAACGCGAGCUAACAGCGGCUAACAGCGGCUAACAGCGGCUAACACCUACAGUUAGCCGCUGUUAGCUUGUUAGCUGUGUAGCUACGUUUCCCGUUAGCGCCCUACCGGGACCGUGAGCUCGGAGCACCGGGGGGAGUGUCGGUGUUUGGACCGCCGGAGGAGGAGGAGGAGGAGGAGGAGGAGGAGGAGGAGGAGGUUCUCAGUUCCUUGUCUUCAGGCCCGGCGGCGGCGGCGGGAACCGGCGGGAUGCUGGCAGGAAGCGACAAUGCAAUGGGCACCAGAACCGGACCUGGGCGAGCUGGCAACGGAACCGGACUCAGCAGCCUCCCAGGGAACUCGACCGAGGCGGAUGAGAGGGAGUACGGCGCCGAGGUGGUCUACAGCGGCUCCGACCAGGACUCUGACUCCGGGGACGACGAGGACGCCGCGGGUUCAGGCGGGGACAGGAGGGGCGUGAAGCGGGAGAGGAGCGAGAGGGAGGUCGGGCGUCACGCUGCGUCUGGCUCCGGAGGCCUGAGCGGGGGUUACGGCGGGAGCGGACCCGGAGCGCCGGGAGCCAAACCCGGAAAGAAAACCAGAGGAAGAGUCAAGAUCAAGAUGGAGUUCAUUGACAACAAACUGAGGCGCUACACGACGUUCAGCAAGAGGAAGACCGGCAUCAUGAAGAAGGCGUACGAGCUGUCCACGCUGACCGGCACUCAGGUGUUGCUGCUGGUCGCCAGCGAGACGGGUCACGUGUACACCUUCGCCACCAGGAAGCUGCAGCCGAUGAUCACCUCGGAGACGGGCAAAGCUCUGAUCCAGACCUGCCUCAACUCCCCAGACUCCCCGCCGCGCUCAGACCCCUCCUCCGACCAGAGGAUGAGCGCCACUGGCUUCGAGGAGACAGACCUCACCUACCAGGUGUCUGAGGCCGACGCCUGCUCGGAGGUCGCCAAGGAUCUGAUCAAACCAGCGUUCACCGUGUCCAACCUGCCCGCCACCACGCAGUGCGCCCCCUCCUCCUCCUCCUCCUCCUCCUCCUCCUCCUCAGUGUCCAUGCAGGUGCAGAGCAGCGCCCCCUCCUGGCAGCACUCCUCCUCCGCUAACGGGACGGUGCUGAAGACGUCGACUGGCGUCGUCCUACCUGCAGGUUUCACCUUGAUGUCAGGUGCCUCGCUGCCCCCCGGCACACACACCAUCCCCCUCAGCCAGCUGCAGGGUCAGUCUCUGGUGGCCCCCGGCCCCGCCGCCACGCUGCACGCUCCGCACACACAGUCGACCACGCUGCUCCGCCUCCCCGCCACCGUGUCACUGGCAGGGGGCGGAGUCUCUCAGCAGCUGCAGACCUUCCAGGUGCAGACCAGCACUCAGCAGACCUCCACCAAUCAGAGCAGCUCAGACAUCCACAACUCCGCCUCCUCCACAGCCAGUCUUCCUGCCUCCAUCGUCUCCUCUUCCUCCUCCUCCUCCUCUUCCUCAGUGGCCGGUCACAUGAUGUACCCGGGAGGUCACACGCUGAUGUAUGCGGCGCAGACGCCCUCACUGGGCGACGGAAGCCUCGCCGUCCUUAACACCUUCCCCCCGACAGGCCACGGCCAGUCACAUGACCCUGGUUCUCUCCCACAGGUCUUCCUCACGUCUCUUCCUCCAGUUGGCACUCAGAUCCCAGUUUCUGCUGUUCAACUGCACCCGAUGGUGAUCAGUCAGCAGAGCAGCAGCAACCUGACGGAGCUGCAGGUCGUCAGUCUGGAUGUCCACCAAUCAAAAGAUGACUGACGGCCACAUGACUGUGUCUCUCUCUCUCACACACACACACACACACACACACACACACACACACACACACACACUGUGUAUUGAACAGUAUUUGUACUAUGAAUGUAUUUGUUUGUUUAUCUUGGUUUCAUUUUAUGAUUUUAAAAAACAAAAAGUGCCAAAAAUGCUGAGAGGCUCUUAAAGGGACAGCGCACCCAGCGCUGCCUCCUUAAAGGGACAGCGCACACUGCUUCACAUUCCUUGAACAGAGAAUCAGAGUUGAGAAGGCUUCAGUUGUAAUGAGGCUGAAAGAAGACCUGUUCCACUGAGACACUGAGACACAAAGGAAGCUCGCUGUACUUCAGUGUCUCUUAUUGGAAAGAAACAGAACAAUAAAUGUUUUAUUGUUGUUUGUUUUCCUGAAGUUGAGGACAAACAUGUUUCAUCACUUCCUGUCAAUACUUUCAGUAACAACUCUUCAUCAGUUGGGACAAAGUUUUUAGGAAAAUAUUGAUGAAUGUAGUUAUCAGCUGAUCAAUAAUCGAUGAGAGGAUUACAGAUAUAUCAUGUAUUUGUACAGCAGUAUGUACAGUGUGUACUGGUGGUGCGUUUAAGGACACUCGCCAUCUGAAGCCGUAAUGAUGAGUUCAGUGACUCCAGUCUGUUGGAUCUGCAGGACCUGGUUGGACUCCGGACCCGAACCUUUUAUAAACCUGACUGUAUUUUAUAAACACAAACUGAAACAGGUUGGACCUUUGACCUCUGACCUCUGCAGGUCAUUCUUGUACAUAUGUUUCUAUUCAGCAGACAAAUCGAUCAAUAAUCAGUCAAUAAAAAGACUUGGAGAGCA
Messenger RNA from Dicentrarchus labrax (European seabass), 3001 nucleotides. RefSeq names its product serum response factor. Gene Ontology annotation, biological process: positive regulation of transcription by RNA polymerase II. NCBI's taxonomy places the organism in Eukaryota, Metazoa, Chordata, Actinopteri, Moronidae. Gene Ontology annotation, molecular function: DNA-binding transcription factor activity, RNA polymerase II-specific; RNA polymerase II cis-regulatory region sequence-specific DNA binding; protein dimerization activity. The coding region runs from base 661 to 2172 and encodes 503 amino acids. The transcript has 9 exons. The record is from RefSeq and is a predicted model, not a curated record.